Teleopsis dalmanni is the source of this 1251-nucleotide messenger RNA. RefSeq names its product glyoxylate reductase/hydroxypyruvate reductase-like. Gene Ontology annotation, molecular function: glyoxylate reductase (NADPH) activity; hydroxypyruvate reductase [NAD(P)H] activity; NAD binding. The coding region runs from base 169 to 1152 and encodes 327 amino acids. The record is from RefSeq and is a predicted model, not a curated record. The transcript has 5 exons. NCBI's taxonomy places the organism in Eukaryota, Metazoa, Arthropoda, Insecta, Diptera, Diopsidae. Gene Ontology annotation, cellular component: cytosol.
CAAAUAUUUUCAUAAAUUUAUCUGUGGAGAUAUAGACUUGCACGCCUUUAGUUUAUAAACAAUUAAUUUUGCUUCUCCAUAUUCAGUUGUGUGUUGAUCGUUACUGUGGAACGAGUUCGACAAGUGUAGAAUUAGAGUAGCGCUUUACGACCACGCAAAACAACUAAAAUGCCAAACACUGAAGAGAGGCUUAAAAUAUUGGUCACACACCCUGAGGUGCCGAAAGAUGUAUUGGAUCUGAUGAGUCGUGGUUGUGACCUGAUAAUUUGUCAUAGUUUACCACCAAGCCGUGCAGAGAUUUUAGAAAAGUCGAAAGGUGUAGAUGGCAUGUUUUGGGCUUCACACGAAGCCUUGAACGCUGAAGUAUUAGAUGCAGCUGGUCCACAAUUGAAAGCUAUAUCUACUAUGUCUGCUGGCAUUGAUUUCGUAGAUGUGCCGGAAUUAAAAAAGCGCAAAAUACCAUUGGGCCAUACACCAACCGUUUUGAAUAGUGCAGUUGCAGAUUUGGCUAUCGGUUUAAUGAUCGCCGCCGCACGUCGUUUCCACGAAGGACGUCUUAAAAUCGAAAAUUCAACUUGGGAAAAUUUUCAUAUUAAUUGGAUGUGGGGCCAGGAUAUACGCGAUGCUACUGUUGGCUUUUAUGGUUUCGGUGGUAUUGGCCAAGAAAUUGCCAAACGUUUAGCCGGCUUUGAUAUUGAUCGUAUUAUCUAUUCAACAAGACGACGUGUGGCUACCGAUAUUGAAAAGGAAUUCUCCGCAUCAAAGGUUACAUUCGACGAAUUAUUGACCAAAAGUGAUAUUUUGUUUGUUGCUGCACCUUUAACUGAAGAAACAGCUGGCAUUUUCAAUGCAGCUGCAUUUGAAAAAAUGAAGAAGAAGGCCAUAUUUGUCAAUGUGGCCAGAGGAGGCAUUGUCAAUCAAGAAGAUCUUUAUGAUGCAUUGAAAACAAAUAAGAUCUUUGCUGCUGGCUUAGACGUUGUGACACCAGAACCUUUAUCUAAAAAUGAUCCAUUAAUGUGCCUUCCAAAUCUUGUGAUAGUUCCACAUUUGGGAUCUGCCACAGAACGUACAAGAACCGAUAUGGCUACCAUUGCUGCACAUAAUGUUCUGCGCGGUAUGGCUGGAGAGCCGAUGUUUGCACCUGCUUACUGAUAAAUCUAUUCUGAGUUUCGAAAAAUUGAAGUUAUUCGUUAUUUUGAAAAUAUAAAAAAUUAAAUUAAUGAGUUCAUGUUUGUAUACAAAUAAUUGUAA